Saccharomyces cerevisiae S288C is the source of this 2295-nucleotide messenger RNA. RefSeq names its product protein kinase activating protein DPB11 (gene DPB11). NCBI's taxonomy places the organism in Eukaryota, Fungi, Ascomycota, Saccharomycetes, Saccharomycetales, Saccharomycetaceae. The transcript has a single exon. Gene Ontology annotation, cellular component: nucleus; chromosome. The record is from RefSeq and is marked reviewed. Bases 1 to 2295 code for a protein of 764 amino acids. Gene Ontology annotation, biological process: chromatin organization.
AUGAAGCCCUUUCAAGGAAUAACAUUUUGUCCGACUGCAAUAAAUAAUGAAAUCUUAGCUAAAAAAAUAUCAAAGAAAAUUAUUAAGUUAGGAGGUAUAUUUUCUAAAGAUUUGACCAGACAAGUUAAUGUCCUUGUUGUUGGGUCCACCACCAAUACAAACAAAUUUAAAUUUGCGGUGAAGCAUAGAUUCGAUAUCAUAUUUAUUGACAUUCAAGCCAUUGAUGACAUUUAUCAGCUCUGGCUGUCUGGAGAAAAUAUAUUGCCGGACUCUAAUACGGCAACAAUGACAGGAUCCACCUAUGAGAUGCUGAAGAUACUUUACCGGCGAUUUUCGUUUAAAUAUUUGCAUAACUUCAAUAUCUUCAUUGGCAGAAUAACCGACACUAACAUAACUUCCAUCGAUUCAUUGGUUAGGAGUAUUAAAAAGUUAGGGUGUUCUAGUUAUAACUAUCAAAACUUUGUAAUCAAAGAUACCUCUUCACACAAUGAUGACGAUGAUCAAGGUCAGAAUGGGCAGAUAUCCAUUUUUGUUACGGAUACUUUACUAGGAGCAAGAGUUAACGCUGCUAUUGAACAAAAUAUACCUAUUGUACAUUUCAAAUGGAUUCUCGAUUGCCAAAAAAGAAGCGCACUGUUACCGUACGAUCCCUAUUAUCUUUUACCAAAUAUUAAAGACCUGCCCUAUGAUUCAAUCGGAUCAAACUCUUGCGAUUGCUGGGAUAAAAUAAACACCACCUUUCCAACCAAUAUCGAUGCCCAAUCCUCUCUGCAGCGGCAGCAAUCCUCCAGUACCCUGACUCCUUCGCUCCCGAAAACAUCAUCCCUCUUGAAUAAAUUUAAACCAAAGGGUGAAAAAAUAUGGGACAAGGCAAUGUCUCUACAGCAGCAUAGUAAGACAAAUUUUUCAGUACUAGGGCAGUCACCAUUAUCGAUAAAUAACAAACAAGAAGAUUUAAGUGAUAAUAGUACUUUGAUUUUCAAAAAUUGUGCGUUUAUCAUUCAUCAUAUUUUUCCUGGCAAUCACCGUUCAAUACUAACCAAAAUUGUUGUUCAAAAUGGGGGUAAAAUUGAGACGUCUUACUUGAGCGGCAUUUACGAUCAUUCUUAUUACAUCAUUCCAAGUAAUAAAGCUCUUGACUCCUUCAAUGAUUUACCUGAGAUUAUAGAUGAUAAUGAUGGUAUAGUUACAGAAUUUUUCAUUGAACGCUGCUUGUAUUAUCAAAAAUUACUACACCCAAUAGAUUUAUGGUCAAAACCCUUCCUCAGCACAAUAGAGUUUCAAGUUUCGUCUUCUUCAAAGUUAUUGCAUCAUGAAUUUUCUUCUUCCCCUUUUCUGAAUGUUACUAUCACUGGAUUCUCUGGCGUAGAGCUGUUACAUCUGACUAAAGUAUUAAAUCUUCUAAAACCAAUGGGCAUCAAUUAUGUAGAAUACCUCAAUAAAUCCACUGACAUUCUGCUAAUCAACUUAGCAGCUUUACCCAGUAUCCCGAAAACCCAUCCGUUAUGGUCGAAUGAAUUUAGCGAUCUUUUUACUCAGUUUUGCAUUAAUAACAAUAAUGAUGAUCCUGGUGAUAAUAACAGAAAAGAUUUUCAAAAUAAUUCAAUCUUGAGAAAUUCGAUGAAAAGGAAAAUUGAAUAUAUCAAGAAAUUCCACUCCAUACCGGUAGUUACUCCAGCAUUUAUUUUUAAAUUAUUGUCCGCUGCAUCUGGAGAAAAUAAUGAAAUCUUUUUAAACAAUAUCAAGUGGUGUAUUAUCUGCCCAAGAGGACACAAGGACGAUUUUAAAUGUAAGAUAAAAAAACCAUACUAUACCAGCAUUAGUUCAGAAAAAAAGUACCAAAACAAUGAUCCAAAAAUCGACAAAACUAUUCUUUUGAAAAGAAACAAUUCCUCAUUAUCGGAGCACUCUAUGAAAGAUACCAAAAACGAAUUAUUGCAGAAAAUUAGAGAAACUGAUUCUGGAAGAAAAAAGCGUAGUGUCUCAUCGAGUAUCAUGGAUGUUUCUUCAGAGAGACAAAUGCCGGAUACGAAAAGGAUCAAGUUGGAGUCACUGCCAAAAAAUUUCGUUCCUAAACAAAUUAAACGAACCACGAGUUGGGGCACAAUAAUGUCAGAAAAUGUGCCUACAGAGCAGCCGACUGCAAUUUCUAAUCCAGAAGAGAUCCCAAGAACUGAGGAAGUUUCACAUACUCAAGUUACCUAUGGCUCCAUUCAAGAUAAGAAACGUACUGCCUCUUUAGAAAAACCUAUGAGACGACAGACAAGAAAUCAGACAAAGGAAUUAGAUUCUUGA